AUGGACACUGCCAUUGACCUGUCCGAUGCCUCCAAGGCAUUGGACUUGGCCAAUAUUCGGUUUCAACUGAUCCGACUCGAGGACACAAUCACCUUCCACCUGAUCGAACGGGUCCAAUUCCCACUCAACAAAACCAUCUAUGAGCCCGGCGGCGUGAAGAUUCCGAACAGCGAGCUGAGUCUAAUGGACUACAUGCUCAGCGAACAGGAACGCCUCCAAUCCCGAGUCCGCCGGUUCCAAUCCCCAGACGAAUACCCCUUCUUCCCAGACGUGCUCGAGGACCCGAUCCUACAGCCACUGGAGUACCCACGGAUCCUGCACGCCAACGCCGUGAACGUCAACGACACCAUCAAGUCGCGGUAUAUCAACGAGAUCCUGCCCGCAGUCUGCCCGCAGUUUGGGCGCGAGGACCGUGGCGAGACGCAGGAGAACUACGGGUCGGCGGCGACGGGCGACGUCGCUUGCUUGCAGGCGCUGUCGCGUCGCAUCCACUUUGGCAAGUUUGUUGCGGAAUCCAAGUUUCAGAAAGAUCCUGAGACCUUUGUGCGCUUGAUUCGGGCUGGUGAUCGGGCCGGCAUCGAUGCUGCGAUCACGAAUGCGCAGGUCGAGCAGAAGGUGCUCGAACGGUUGGGUCUCAAGGCGAAGACUUACGGCACCGACCCUGCUUUUGCGGAGGAAACGGGCCAGAAGAUUAAUGUUGACGCGGUUGUGGCGAUGUAUAAGACUUGCGUCAUUCCGCUGACGAAAAUCGUCGAGGUCGAGUAUCUCAUGCAGCGUCUGAAGGGGACUCAAUGGGAGUCAUGA
Molecule: messenger RNA, 804 nt
Organism: Penicillium alfredii
Lineage: Eukaryota; Fungi; Ascomycota; Eurotiomycetes; Eurotiales; Aspergillaceae
Product: chorismate mutase ARO7
Exons: 3
Coding region: 1-804 (267 amino acids)
Biological process (GO): chorismate metabolic process; aromatic amino acid biosynthetic process
Cellular component (GO): cytoplasm
Molecular function (GO): chorismate mutase activity
Source: RefSeq, a predicted model, not a curated record